AUGGUAAUGGAGAACGGGGAAGGUAAGGGAGACCUCACAGGGGCACUCGCCGGCAGGGGCUCGCCCAAAUCGGAGGGAAAUGGCGACUGGUCUGGGGAAGAUGGCGAUGGCGACGGGUCUGGGGAAGAUGGCGAUGGCGCUGGGGAAGCUGAAGUGCAGUCCAGAUGCGACGGCGACGGCGCUGGGGAAGAUGGCGAGGGCGACGACGCUUCUUGUCUCCAGGCUCUCCACGAAGAAGAAGAUGGCGAAUGA
Linum trigynum is the source of this 252-nucleotide messenger RNA. Lineage: Eukaryota; Viridiplantae; Streptophyta; Magnoliopsida; Malpighiales; Linaceae. The record is from the annotation of a GenBank genome assembly.